UAGCAACGGAAACGGCGCAGGACGCAAUAUGACAAGAAUCUGUGAUAAUAUUUUGAAUUUGUUUGGCGGUACACAGUACUUUAUAUUAUUUUGAUAAAGUUACUAUUUGGAGUGUGUUUUGCGGAUGAAGGAACAUCUGUAAUUAUUUGUACAUUGUUAUUGUUAGAAGUUUCAUAAUGAGAAAAGGCCUGAAACUUCCUAGAAUUGCAGCUAAUGGUCACAGACUACCAGAUCCAUUGCCUCGUGGUGCUGUUUUAACUGAUGUUAUGAAGCGGCAGUGGAAGCUUGGAAAGUCUAUUGGACUUGGUGGUUUUGGUGAAAUAUAUUUAGCAUCUGAUGAUAUUAAGAAGAAGCCAGGCUUAGAUGCAAAUUAUGUGAUAAAAGUUGAACCACAUGCUAAUGGUCCACUUUUUUCUGAAAUGCACUUCUAUCAUCGUGUUGGGAAACCACAUCAAAUUGAAGAAUGGAAACGAAAGAAAAAACUGAAUUUUCUUGGUAUGCCAAAGUUUAUUGCUUCAGGAUCUCAUGAAUACAGGAGUGUAAAAUACAGAUUUAUGGUCAUGGAAAGAUUUGGUGAAGAUCUGCAAAAACUACUUGAUAAAAAUAAUAAAAAAUUUCCCUUAAAAACUGUAUAUACAUUAGGCAAAUUGAUUUUAGAUAUCCUAGAAUAUAUCCAUAGCCAUGGCUAUAUACAUGCUGAUGUCAAAGCUUCAAAUCUACUUGUUGGUUAUGGUCCUGGAAGAGAAAAUGAGGUGUAUCUCAUAGAUUUUGGCUUAGCUUGCCGAUAUGUUACUAAUGGACAACAUAAAGAACUAAAAGAAGAUCGUCGAAAAGCUCAUGAUGGAACUAUAGAAUUCACUAGCAGAGAUGCUCAUAUUGGAGCUCAUUCUCGAAGAGGGGAUUUAGAAAUUCUAGGCUAUAACAUGCUUCAGUGGCUCUCUGGUCAUCUGCCAUGGGAAGAUAACUUAAAGGACCCAGAAAGUGUUAGUCGUCAGAAAAGCAUGUAUUUAUCAAAUGUUUCUUCGUUAAUGAAAAGUUGUUUUCCGAAACGUUCUCCACCAAGAGGUAUUGCUGAGUAUUUCACAUAUGUUGCUGGGCUAACUUUUGAGGAAGAACCGGAUUAUAAGCACUGUAAAAAUAUACUUUCAGCUGCAAUUAAAGGAUCUGGAUAUGAAGAUGAUGGAGUCCUUAUAUAUACUUCUUCUGAACUUAAAGAAACAGCUCGCAAGUUGAAGAGAGCCUACCUUUCUUGA
Stegodyphus dumicola is the source of this 1253-nucleotide messenger RNA. RefSeq names its product serine/threonine-protein kinase VRK1-like. The record is from RefSeq and is a predicted model, not a curated record. Lineage: Eukaryota; Metazoa; Arthropoda; Arachnida; Araneae; Eresidae. Gene Ontology annotation, biological process: protein phosphorylation. Gene Ontology annotation, molecular function: protein kinase activity; ATP binding.